GACCUUUCUGCUGGACGAGCAUUGUUGGCAUAAAAGACAAAAUGUGACCGUUCUUUUUGGGUGGCGGGUAUAAAUCCAAACAAUGACGAUUUAAAAAAAAAAAAAAUUUUUUUUUUUUUGCUUCCACCACUCAUUAUACUGUGAGGGUCGUGGCAUUAGGACGGUUGGGAACCAUUGGUUUGGGUGAUUGUUAUGAUUUCAAUUUUAAGUUAGAAUAAGGUCUAAGCAAAGGUCAAGGGCAUAAAGUAUCACGUGGUCGGCCAUGUGAUUAUGUUUUGGAAGGAAUAUUCAUGGCGUAACUUACGUAAAAGUCAUUGUUGAAAGUAUCACAAGCUAGUGCAACGAAAGAUAAACCAUCAUGAAAAGAGUUUGCGAAUUUCUCAUUAUUAUUUGGAUUUGUUUUGAGAAGAAUGAAAGUGCUAGACACCGACCUAAUCCUAAUCCUAUUCAUGCGUCUUGUAACGUGGAUUGGUGAGUCUCUUACACUCUUACUCUUACUCUUACACUAUUUACUACUUACUACUUAGUUAACUUAGUCACUUAGUCAUAGUACUUACUUAGUGUCUUCCUCUUAGUUAGUAGUCUUCUUAGUCAUACUAAUACUAAUAUAUAAAGGCUAUGAAUUAUAAUUAAAAUAACUAGAGUCUAAUACUAAUAUAAUAAUUUAAAUUAAAUAAUUACUAAAAAUAUUAAAAUUUUUAUAUUAUAUAAUAAUAUGACUAUGAAUUUGACUAAUAAAUUGAUAUCUUGCUGUCACUGUUUAUAACUAACAUAAAUUGAUAAAUACAUUUAUAUUUAUAUUGGCAUUAUAUUGCAAUGAAAUGUUUUUUAUAACUUUUUUUUUACUCUUCAGGAACUUUGGCUUAACAUGUCCUGAUACCAGCAACAAAAUAAUAAAUCAGAUUGAUUUAUGGAAAGGAGAAGAUUGUGGAACUGGAGAAAAAUGCAGAUACACAGUAGGCUAAGUGACACAUUUUUAAACAUUAAAAUAUAAAAUAAGCUCUUGUUAUCAUGCUGUGGUUAUUAGAGGAUAUGGGUAAAUUUACAUUCAGCGCCCCACUCAUUUCCCAUGGCCAUGGUGACCAAUAUGGUGACUGAAAAAAAAAGUAGUGCAAACACAUAACUGCUAAAAUGAGAGGGAAAGAGAAUGUUCUUUUUUAGCUUCUUACCCAGAAAAACAACAUUAGAACACAGCUUAUUAAAUUAAAUUUCAUGAAGUAAUUUCAUCUGGUACAUUAAUUUUGUGGCAAAUGCAGCAACUUUAUUAUAGCCCUCUAAAUUAUACUAAAUAUGCAACAAAAAGUUUCAACUACCUGUUGUUGCCCCUUUCCUGGCAUACUUUCAGCCGGUACAUUAAUUUCGUGGUGAACCUAGUAACUGUAUUGAAUCCCUCUAGACUCUAGAUAUGCAGCAGAAGUAAACAACCUGCAGUCGCUCCCUUCCCUCAACUAAAACAUGUGUGCUACAGUUACUCACUGUGGUAAGAAAAGUGUAAAAAUGAGAAAAACAAUAAAAAAUAUUUUAAGAUAAUGAAAACCCAAAUUAUAGUUUCAUAGAAUACACUUAAACACACUUUAUUGUAGUUUCCACCAAAAAUAAAAUCCAAAAGUUGUCAGAAAAAUCAAUAGUCAGUACAAUACCCAUUUUCCAUAAUGCUGGAAAAUUUAGAUAUUAUAACUAAACAAAACACUGAAAUCAGUUGAAACCAAAGACAGUAUUUGAAUGUCCCCAAGAAACUUCACUUAUGAAAAUUUUUUCAACAAAAUACUUUUGUGCUGUAAGGACUCUAAUAAUUUAUUUUCUCAAAAUAAUUAAAAACUUUUUAUAUUGAUAUUUGAAUCAUCUGUAUAAAUCGAUUCAAUAAAAAAAUUUGAAUGUAAAUAGUCUAUAUUUUCCCAUUUUGGGGAGGGGGUGGGGUAUCCUCAGUGUUAAGAAAAUAAAUAUAUAGAGUAGUAACUAGAAAAAGCUAACUCUGCAUGACCACAGCCUAAUUCUAUUAAAAAAAAUCAACCAUGGACCUUUCUAUCUUUAAAUUUUGGCGUUAACAAAUUAACAAUCUACAGUAGGAAUCCUUCUGACCUUCAGUAUUACCUGCUUGUGUGGGAAUUUGUUUCUCGUCAAACACUGAUUAUAUAAACUUGUCUAGAAAACAAGAAAUAUCAAAUAAACAAAACUACUUUUGCUUGGAGAAUUAUUUGAAGCAAAAUGCAUUUGUUAAACUAAAAAAAUUUGGAGGAAAGAUCCCACCUCUUCAUCACAUAUUCAUAUACCUAAGAUCAGCUCGAUCAGGGUGAAAUUUUACCCUUAAAGUUAGUACCAAAAGAUAUAAAAAUUAAUUUGUUCCUGUCAGAAUUUAACAGAUUGCUCCUCCGGCUGUUACAGAAUCUAAAUAAUCACUCUUAAAGUCAGUAUUGUCCCCUUUACUGUAAAAGACAGCUGAUUUUUGUGUUUGAGAAACACUAUAGAUGUCUCAUGUUUAAAUUAUACAUUUAUAAAAAUGUUGUCUCGAUAAGAAUAUUUAUCUACGUGCUGAAAAUUGAUAUGUACCAUGUAUCUAAAAGCAUUGCAAUUUAUUGGGAUCAAUAAAAUAAUCUUAUCAUUAAAUAAAUAAAUUGGGCAUUCAUAUCAUAUGAGGGAAUUGUAAAAACAUCAACUAUCUGUUUUAUCUUUAGUUUAUCAGCUUUGACAAUGUGACGUUAAAAGCAACUCACACAACACCAGUGAAGAAAUAUGUGGAUGAUCUUACCUUUGUUUUCAAGCCUAAUGGCAACACAGAAUGUACUGUUAAUGUAAGUUUCUUUUUUAUUUUAUAUUAUGAUAACGCCUCCACUUAGUAUUAGGGGUUGGUUCUUUGCUAUUUAUAUUUUCUGAAUGUGUGACUUAAAAUCAAAUGCUGAACUUCUUUUCAAGUUUUUAUACAGAGCAAUCAUAAGUGUGCGCUAUAAAAAUUCUAUCUCAAGGAAGGAAUUAAAAUGUUUAAGUGCCACAGUUUCAUACCAGACUGGCCUUUUUACCCCCUGAGUAAUCUUUGCAAUGUAUGCAUUGGAGUUUGCUUUUGAAUCAUUCAAAUCAUUAAACUUAAAAGUUAUAGAUGUUGAAAAUUAAAUCUCUGGAAAGAAUGUACAUAUUCUGAAAGUUGUGUCUUUUAGUCUGCCUAAAUUCCCCUUAUUUAUGCUUAAUAUUUUAUUUCCUAUAAAAAUAACAAAUCUAAAUCAAAUUUCUCUCAUCUAUUGUUUAAGUGGAAAGGAUGAGACCAUAUGCUGGGGUGCAGACAGCAUGAAUCCUUUUAAGUUUUCAAAUAACUGUGUAUGUUCGUACUAUGCUGAGGCGAUGGACUUUCCUUGUAGUUUUGGUUGGAUAAAAAAUUAAUGUUUUUAGUGUACUUUAUUAAAUAUUUAAAAUUUUCUGCACCAUGAAUACAUCAGUGUUGCGAAAUUUGCAUUGUUGCUCUUUUAGUAUUUUAAUAUCCCUCAUUAGUAUUAGAUUUGAAACAAAAGAGCAUGGAUAAGCUAUUUUACCAGAAGAUAAUCGAUCAUAAAAGCUCUUGGUGGGAUGUUCCUUCUUCCUUGUGUAAACUAAUUGACCAUCUUAACUUAAUUAUAACUUUUUUAUAUUAACUUAAUUAUAACUUUUUUUUAGAUUUAGACAAAAUAGAAUAUAGGUUACAUACUUGACACUAAAAUAUUAAAUGAUGUUACAUUGUUAAUGACAUGUCACUAAUAAAUAAUAUAAUAUUUAGAGACAAAUUUUGGAAUACUAUUUGCAACUAUUUCACUAUUAUCUGGGCAAAAUCGUUUCAAAAAUGGGAUAUUACGCCAUGAUGAAUGGGAAUCGUAACUUAUGGAUGGAAGAACCAUAUUUAUAUCUUUGUUUUAUGACUUAGAUAAGUGUUAUUUUAAAUGUUUUGUUUCAAGCAGAAAAGCAUUAAAUUAAAAGCCUACUAACCAAAAAAAAAAACAACAAAAGAUUAUAAUUAUUCCUACAAAACAGUCUGUGAUAUUUUACAGUGUUAAAAUUAUAAAUAUGCUAUUUAUAAUUUCAAGAUAAUUAUUGCAGAAUUUUGUAAAUAAAUGUACAUACUUUCUGCCAAACGCCCCCCCCCCCUCCAACACAUAAUCUCCAAAAUCGACAGACCUCACCCCUGAGUGUUUAUGUGCGAUAUUUAUAUGGAUGGUCCCUAUUUGAAUCAAAUUAAGUUACUUUUUUUUGAGAAAGUGAAAUCUUGCUAAUUUGCCAUUUCUUUACUAAUGAAAUCGCAACAGGGUUUAAGCUACUCAGAAACUUGGUAUGCUAUACUAGACUAUGGUACAAAUUACUGCAAUCUCCACAACCUUAUCACUGGUAAGUUGAUUUUUCAAAUAUUUAGUAGUGUUGUGCAAGAGAAUUUCAAUACAAAUUGGUGCAUUUUUCUUGGUUUUUUUUAGAUCUAUACCAAAAUUUUGUUUCUUUUGGGUGCAUUUUCUCUGCAAGUGACUUGAUUAAUUUUUAAUUACUAAUAGUAUAUACAAAAGGAUGGUUUAAAUUUGUGAGAGUCUUUUAUGCUUCUUCAAAGCCAUUUACCGUAUAUACUCGCAUAUAAGCCGAAUUUAGAACUUAGAACUAUAAAAUACAAUACUGAAAUCAGGGGGUCGGCUUAUAUGCGCAUAAAACAAAAUGGACACAAGGACAGACACUAAUGCCAAUUUUCCAAACAAAUUUUCUAAAUAUAUACUUCGUUAAUCAUUAGUUGUGAACAACUUACGAGCGGAAGUUCAGAUAUUAUUAUAGCAAACAAUGUGGAAAGAGCAGAACACGUUUUUGUGUCAUUCCAAAAGGUAAACAAACUGGUAUGUGACAUAAAAGUAAGCAUUUUACAUCUUUACAGUAACAAAUUUCUAUGAACCAAAAAUAUGGAGUUAAAUUAGACAAUUGUAUGGUCGGCUUAUAUGCAGGUUUUUGUAAAAACGGGCCAUUUUAAAGCAGUUUUAGGAGGUCGGCUUAUAUGCGAUGUAGGCUUAUAUGCGAGUAUAUACAGUAACAAUUCCCAUAUGCAUAGUAAACAAUUUUAUCCAUAAAAUACUUUGUUUUCAACAGGUUCUGGACUUAACCAAACAACAAAUUACAGAGAGGAUACCAACAAUGGAAGAUGUACCCAAUACUCCUCGGCCGACUGUGAUAAAUAUUAAAUCUCAUUGUAACAGGCUUUUCAAGGUGCUUGCAAUUAAAAUGUUUUUUAAAUGAAAGACAUUUUGUAGAUCAAUGCCACAUUGUUAGUGCAUUAUGAAUACUCUUUACUUCUUUGGAACCUCAUUUUAAUUUUGCAAAUGUUUUAUCUCUUAUAAUUAUAAUCUCAUUUCUCAAGUUUUGUAUUUGCUUUGUUAUUUUAUAUCAAUAAAAAAAUGUUGGUAUUCUGUCACAUUUUGGUUGCUACAUAAAGGGCGUAUGUCAAUGGAAAGAUCAGCAGAGCAUCAUUAAUAAGUAUUCAUAUUAAACAGAGAACCUAAAGUCAAAUAUUAUUUUGACAGUAAACCUGCAAUAAUCCAUUGCAGACCAGCACAGCUCAAAAUGUAAGGCGGGCUGUAAUACUUUAUGAAAAACUUGUGCGGGCCAAAAGAAAAUAGAUGAGGACUUGUGCGGACCAAAAAAAAAAAAAAAAAAAAGGAGGGGGGGGGGGGGGGGGGGGGGGGGGGUUUUGGAGAAAGCUAUGAAAAAAAAUAAUAAUAAAGAAUAUUUUAUUUCGCAGGCCGCAAAGUGGGUGCUGGACUAUUGUGUUAGGUAUUAUAGUUUUGAGGAUGUUUAAGAAAGGUAUGAAAAAGAAAACAUUGCUCUUGAACAAAAAAAUAAUUGGGUACAGAUAAUUCUUAACCAUAAAAAGUCAAGUUUCUCCACUUCUGUGCUCUGUUUAACACUAAAUGGUAAAAUUUGAUCCUGGUAUUAGUAUUCGCAUAAUGCAUUAAAAAAUUUGUUUCUCAUUAAGCAACUAACUAGAAUCCUGGUUUGCAAUCUCAAAAGGGGUCAAAGGAUACUCAUUGGAAGGUUUUUCUGUGGGAUUUCUGGACACAACUACAAUAAAAUUAAUUUCAUUAAACUAUUUCGAGUUUGGAUUAAUUUCAUAUUACUAUUUGUAUAGCGGCUGCAGAUUUUUUAAAACUUAAACCAUUAAAAUAAAAAUAAUUUAUUGGCGUCAGCAGUCAUUUUGCCGCUAUGAAAUGGGAUCUUAACUAAAAAAUAGACUGGAACCUGUGGAUGAGAAUGUGUUUCCUAACAUUGAUAAGUUCCUCAGGAAUGUUCGAAAAGUUAUAUUUACAGGCCUAAUCGUUCUUAAUUUUUGUUGUUGUCUAUUUUAAAUACUAAUGCUGUGUUAUUCAACAUUUUUGUUGGAAUGGAACCCUUUGAACCCUUAGAUUGCUCGCAAAACCCCAUGCAUUGAGAUAAGGGCUUGUUCUAAGUCAAUGCCAUGCAGUGACACAAGGGUUUGACAUAUGUCAAACCCAAGCAGUGACACGAGGGUUUGUUCUAUGUCGACCACAUGCAGUGACAAGGGUUUGUUCUGUCAGUCCCAUGCAGUGACACAAGGGUUUGUUCUAUUCCAAAUAGAUUUCCUUCUCAAGUGAAUCCCAUAGUUAAAGUUAUGUCACUGAAAUGACGAACUUUAAUAUUCCGAUCGACCACAUCAAUUUUUGGCACACACGACUAUCAUGAUGAGGUACUAGCAGUAGCUUUAGUUGACUGCCAUUGAGUCUAAAUUUUUCUUCUUAAGAUUAAUAAAUCGAUCUAUUAGUAGCGCA
Lymnaea stagnalis (great pond snail) is the source of this 6767-nucleotide messenger RNA. Lineage: Eukaryota; Metazoa; Mollusca; Gastropoda; Lymnaeidae. The record is from the annotation of a GenBank genome assembly.